UCCCUGCACCUCAAUCAAAUCCUCUACUCCUGAAACCAUGUGCUACUACGGCAACUACUAUGGAGGUCUGGGUUAUGGUUACGGUGGCCUGGGCUACAGUUAUGGCUGUGGCUAUGGUGGCCUAGGCUGUGGCUAUGGCGGGUAUGGAUAUGGCUGCUGCCGCCCAUCUUGCUACAGAAGAUACUGGUCCUAUGGGUUCUACUGAGAAAUAUUCAGGGAAACUCAACUGAUCAGUCCACCUGGACUUCCACAAUCUGUCUCCAUGAUUCUUCUUAUUAAUAAUUCUAUUGUCUAUUCUAAAUGUCAACAUCAUCCUCAAGAAUCUGAAAAAAAAAAAAAAAGGUUAGAUUCUCUAAGCCUCAUCUGGAGUAACCGAAAUCAUCUGGAAUGUUUCAUACUUUUUUUGAAAGCUUUUCUUUUGAUAUUGUAUUGCCUUAAAAAUUUCUUACA
Camelus dromedarius (Arabian camel) is the source of this 450-nucleotide messenger RNA. Its product is annotated as keratin-associated protein 20-2-like. The transcript has a single exon. NCBI's taxonomy places the organism in Eukaryota, Metazoa, Chordata, Mammalia, Artiodactyla, Camelidae. Bases 38 to 205 code for a protein of 55 amino acids. The record is from RefSeq and is a predicted model, not a curated record.